UUUAUCUGCUCUGUCCCUACACUUUCGCUUUAGUUGAGAUCUGCGAGGAGAACGAACUCUCACUUCUAAGGAGACGAAAGACAAAAGGCUCCCAAACAUGAUGCUUUUAUUAACUCUCGCAGCUCUGCUGACUACCUCAUUUGGAGAGGAUCCUACACACACCCCACCCAAGGUCCAGGUGUACAGCCACCAUCCAGGAGAGUUUGAUAAAGAAAACACCCUAAUCUGCCAUGUGAGUGGAUUCCACCCCCCUGACAUCACCAUCCAGCUCAUGAAGGACAACGAGGAGAUCCCCAAUGCCAAGCAGACCGACCUGGCCUUCAAACAAGGCUGGCGCUUCGUCCUGACCAAGAACGUGGCCUUCACCCCGAUGCGUGGGGAAAAGUACAGCUGCAAAGUCACACAUGGGACGACCGUUCGAGACUACGCCUGGGAAUCAAACAUGUAAAGCACAUGUCAGCGUAGGCCAAGAUCGUUGAGUUCAGGUCCUUAUGUCACAGCUGUGGGUGAAACCACAGCGUGAUGUUUAGCCGAAGUCUCCAUUGGCUGUAUUGACGCUGUGAUGUUCCUGUCUUUGUCAAGAGUGAAAAUGACUAAACCAGCUUCUAUUCAACACAUCUUCAAUAAACAUGAUCCUAAUUGCUUUUGACUUCUUCCUUCCACAAAGCCUAAAUAUCAAUAUCACACCAAUGAAAUAACCUCAACUAUCUGAAUGAGGGAGAAUGCAUGGGCUGCAGGGCGUUGCAAUUUAAAGUUUUGCUUUGAAUCCUUAUUUUUGGGCUUUUGAUACUGAAUUGUGUGUACCUGAAAAUUAAAUGUUUGUUUGUUGAGAUUUAAUGAUAUUUCUCUUUCUAGAUGAGACUCAAAUGCUACUUGGUCCGAUAGAAAAUAUACAAUGGGUGUAAUGAGUAUAAGGUGUGUGUUCUACAAUUUUGAUUUGUUAUGUACGGUAUUUGUUUAUUAAAUAAAUGCCUCUUUAAAUCC
Messenger RNA from Pungitius pungitius (ninespine stickleback), 984 nucleotides. Its product is annotated as beta-2-microglobulin-like. Bases 98 to 448 code for a protein of 116 amino acids. Lineage: Eukaryota; Metazoa; Chordata; Actinopteri; Perciformes; Gasterosteidae. The record is from RefSeq and is a predicted model, not a curated record. The transcript is spliced from 3 exons.